Messenger RNA from Acytostelium subglobosum LB1, 1221 nucleotides. RefSeq lists its product as hypothetical. The annotation marks the transcript as partial. NCBI's taxonomy places the organism in Eukaryota, Evosea, Eumycetozoa, Acytosteliales, Acytosteliaceae. The transcript has 2 exons. The record is from RefSeq and is a predicted model, not a curated record.
AUUCGAAUCAAUCAAUUAAACUUGACAAUGAAAUUUUUAAUAUCAUUAUUAAUUACAUUGGUUACUGUGGCCGCAGUAGUCAAUGGACAUGGUUAUGCCAUCUUCCCAGUCGCCAGACAACAGGUGUGUAAUCAAAACAGUGCCAACAACAUCUACUACCCUGAGGACGGUUCUGGUAUUGUCGAUGCUCCAUGCCGCGCUGCCUUCAAACAUGUUGCCGCCAAGAGUGGUAACUCUGCCGCCCAAAUCCAAUUCAUCCAGACCCAAGAGUACGCCGUCAUGAUCCCCGCCUAUGCCCAGGGAUACUCUGCUCUCACUGCCGCCGUCCCCAACAACAUCUGUUCUGCCCACGCCAUCAAUGCCGGAGCUGGAUUUGGUGACAAGUCUGGAAUGUCAAUCGCCAACACCUGGAAGCCCAACUUGAUCUCAGUCGCCUCCACCUCUGAAACAUCCAAGACCAUCGACUUCCAAUGGUGUGCCACCGCCGCUCACGACCCAAGCCACUGGGACUUCUACGUCUCGAACCCAGGUUAUGACUACACCAACUCUGAGCUCUCAUGGGAUGACCUCACUUUGUUGACUUCGAUCGGUGAUGUUCCAACUAUUGACGGCCAGAUCCCAGGCUGUUCCGCUUCCAAGUACUAUGAGAUGAGCAUUACCCUCCCAGCUCGCUUCGACCCAGCCACUUUGGUUGUCAGAUGGCAGAGAGACGACCCAGCUGGAGAGUGUUUCAUCAACUGUGUCGACUACAAGUUCACAGCCAACGGUGGUGCAGAUACUACCACAUCCACUACCAGUAAGCCAACAUCCACAUCCACAUCCACCACCCAGAACCCAACCACCACCUCCACCACCUCGACCACUUCGACCACCUCGACUACCAAGGCUGCCACCACCUCAUCGACCACCUCGGCUAACCCAACUACCACCUCCACCACCUCAGCUAAGCCAACUACCACCUCCACCACCUCGACCACCUCGACUACCAAAGCCCCAACUACCACCUCCACCACAAAGGCAGCUACUACUAGCUCGACCACCACCACCUCGACCACAUCAUCGACCACCAAGGCCUCCACAACCACUUCAUCAACGACUGACCAGACUCCACAAACCACUGUACCAUCAACCACUGUCCACGAUACAACAACCAACCCAGAGCCAUCUAGUGCUGUUGUCCUCGUCCCAGGUUCAACCAUGUUGCUCUUGAUCGUCAUUGCC